AUCUUUCAAAGUAAUUUGACCCCUUGUUUUGAUUAUGUUCUCUCUCCUCUAAAUAUAAUAGACUCUUACACUGAGACUGAACAAGAGCAAGCAACAAAUGCUCUCUCUUCUUUCAGUUUGUAUUUUCUAAGAAGACAAAGCAAGCCAUCUCAAUCUUGAAUCCUCCAUCAGAUCUCCCUGCGAAUGCUGCUGCCCAAGAAAACAACCCAAACCCAAAACGCACCCACAACGCAGAAAACGGCGUCGUAUGCAACCCCCAAAUGAAGUGCAAGAAACAUACCUCUGACCUUAGCAGCACCGUUGGCGUCUGCGCCUCCUGUCUAAGGGAACGCCUCAUAGCCCUCGUCGCCGCCCGAGUCAUCUCACGCGCCUCCGACGAAUAUUCCAGAAACUCAGACCCUAACCCUCCGCCACCGUUAAUCUUCCCUCGCUCCGUUUCGCCCUACGUCUCUCGCCGGAAGCCCGACUACGCCGCCGCCUGGCACGACGACCGCCGCGACAGGCUCUUCUACAGCACUCCGCAGCUCGGUCCCACCUUCUGCGCCGGCGAUUCCGCCUACCACGCCGACGCGAAGUCGUUCAAGAAACGCUUCAACAAGUUCCGCAUAUUCGCGAAGAUCUUCAGGACCAGAUCGGAGAAGUUCCAGUCGGAUCCGUCGUGCGAGCAAGCCUCGUACGCAUCGCCGUCGUGGUUCUCGGCGUUUUUUCCCACGCGCCGGAGGAACAAGGAUCGGACCGGAACGACGGAGGAAUAUUCCUCCUCCGCCCCGCGGCGGCGGUACCGCCCGUCGGAUCGCGGAAUGUCGCCGGUGACGACCGAGGAUUUCGGCGACGAGUGCGAUCAGUCACCAUCGGGAAGCGGAUACGUCUCAGAGGCUUCGCCGUGGUGGCGGAGAUCGCCGACGGUGGCGCCGUCGGCGCGGCGGUCGAGGUUAGGGCACACGAAGAGCUCGUCUGGUUCGGGUAUGGCGCUUUGGCUGAGUCCUCUAGUUCGGGCGAGUCCGAACCGGAGGUGGAACCACAAGGGAUUGCCGCCGGAGAUGGCGGCAGCGGCGGAGGUCAGAGCCGCGGCGGCGAAGCCUCAUCUCUCCGCCGCGGCGUCGUUUUGCGCCAACCGUUCCAGGAAGCUUGCGGAUUUUGGACGAGUCAACAACCAUAACCGUUGAUUUUGUAUGACCCGACCCGACCCGACCCGGUGAUGUUUCAUCCUUUUGUUUCCGGUUUUAUGAACAUUCUUCAUUUCAUUUCUUCAGCGUAAAGGGAAAAAAAAAAAAAAGAAGAAGAAGAAAAACAGAUUUUUUUAAAAAAAUUCUCUUUGUACACAAAGUGUUCACUAUAUGAAAACACAAAGUCUAGUUUUAUUUUAAUUUUAAUUUUUACAGAUAUACUAGUUGACAUUGGUGUGAUUUUGCAGUUACAUGUAUUUGAUGUGAUGUUACAUUGACUUUAAUUGUUUGGCAAAUGUGUAUGGGAUUAAUGUCCUUAGGAAUUUGUUCCUAUACAUUUAUUUCACAAUGCUGGAUUAAGACUAUUGCAUCCUUCAUUAUU
Molecule: messenger RNA, 1548 nt
Organism: Glycine soja
Lineage: Eukaryota; Viridiplantae; Streptophyta; Magnoliopsida; Fabales; Fabaceae
Exons: 1
Coding region: 261-1166 (301 amino acids)
Source: RefSeq, a predicted model, not a curated record